This is a messenger RNA of Sinocyclocheilus rhinocerous, 1776 nucleotides long. Its product is annotated as NACHT, LRR and PYD domains-containing protein 3-like. Gene Ontology annotation, molecular function: protein binding. The coding region runs from base 13 to 1776 and encodes 587 amino acids. The record is from RefSeq and is a predicted model, not a curated record. The transcript has 6 exons. Lineage: Eukaryota; Metazoa; Chordata; Actinopteri; Cypriniformes; Cyprinidae.
ACUCUGACUGAAAUGUACAUCCACUUCCUGCUGACUCAGAUCAACAUGAGGAAUCAGAAGUAUGAUGAGAGAAAUCCAGAGAAACUCCUGAAGUCCAACAGAGAAGUGAUUGUGAAACUUGCUGAAUUGGCUUUCAGUCAGCUGAUGAAGGACAAUGUGAUGUUCUAUGAGGAGGACCUGAUUGAGAGCGGCAUAGACGUCACUGAUGCCUCAGUGUAUUCUGGAAUCUUUAAAGAGGAAUCUGUGAUUCAUCAGAGGAAAGUUUACAGCUUCAUACAUCUGAGCUUUCAACAGUUUCUAGCUGCAUUUUUUGUGUUUUACUCAAAUGUUGUCAAAAAUCGGGAAUCACUGCAGUUGUUCCUGGAUGGAUGUAACUGGAACAUCUGGGAAUGCGGUCUUCUGCAUGAGAUACUAAAAGCAGCAGUUAAUAAAUCAUUGCAUAGCAAAAAUGGACACUUGGAUCUUUUCUUGCGGUUCCUGUUUGGUGUCUCACUGGAGUCCAACCAGAGACUCUUACAGGAUCUACUGACUCACACAGUGAACAGCUCAGAAACCAUCAAGAAAAUCACACAGUACAUUAUUAAAGACAAAAUCAAGGGUAAUGAAUGUCUCUCAGCUGACAGAUGCAAUAAUCUGUUCCUCUGUCUGCUGGAAAUGAAGCAUCAGACUCUGUAUAGAGAGCUUCAGGAGUUUGUGAAAUCAGAGAAUCGCUCAGUGAAUCAACUCUCCCCGUCUCACUGCUCAACGAUAGCCUACAUGAUUCAGAUAUCAGAGGAGGUGCUGGAUGAGUUUGAUCUGAAGAAAUACAACACAUCAGAUGAGGGUAGAAGGAGACUGAUACCAGCUGUGCUGAACUGCAGAAAAGCUCUACUUGCUGACUGUAAUCUCACUGGUCAGUGUUGUAAAAGUUUGUCUUCAUCUCUACAAUCAUCAAACUCACUGAGAGAGCUGGACCUGAGUAACAAUGACCUGCAGGAUUCAGGAGUGAAGCUGCUCUCUGAUGGACUGAAGAGCUCAAACUGUCAACUCAACAUACUGAGAUUAUCUCGCUGUAUGGUGACAGAGGAAGGCUGUUGUUUUCUGGCUUCAGCUCUGAGUUCAAACCCCUCACACCUGCAAGAGCUGGAUCUGAGCUACAAUCACCCAGGACAGUUAUUAGACAAGCUGCUCUCUGAUCCAAACUACAGACUGGACAAACUCAAUGUGGAUCAUGGAGGAGCAUUCAGGAUUACAGAAGGACCACAGAAAUAUGCAUGUGAUCUCACACUGGAUUUAAACACAGCAAACACUCUUCUCACUCUGUCUGAGAUGAACAGAAAAGGGACACGUGUGAGAAAGAAGCAGCCGUACCCUGAUCAUCCAGAGAGAUUUGAUGAAUGGUGUCAGGUUCUGAGUCGAGAGAGUCUGACUGGACGCUGUUACUGGGAGGCUGAAUGGAGUGAGAGGGCUGAUAUAUCUGUGUCAUAUAAAGGAAUCAGUAGGAAAGUAUGGUGUACUGACAGUUUGCUUGGGUACAAUGAAAAGUCUUGGAGUCUGAAUUGUUUUGAUAACAAAUGUAUUGUGAGACACAAUAAGUACAGAAAAGUCAUACCUGUCCCUUCAAGUCACUCUAACAGAGUAGGAGUGUAUCUGGACUGGUCAGCCGGCACUCUGUCCUUCUACAGCGUCUCUUAUUCACACACACUCACACACUUACACACAUUCAACACCACAUUCACUGAACCCCUCUACGCUGGAUUUGGGGUUUAUCCGUAUAGGUCAGUGUGUCUGUGUUAG